AAAAAAAUCUAGCGAGAUAUUUAUAUCAAAUGGAUUGUCUGCCAACUUACUCAACUGCUUCAAAACAAGAGUCAACAUUUGUUGUUUCUUCGGAAAUUGCAAGGAUCUUAGCAUGUGAUCUUUCGGAAGCCGCUGUGAUUUGGGAGGAUUUGAAGAAAAGUCAGAAUGUGUUGGAGGUUCGGAAACGUUUGGAAGAGGCCGACGUUCUCUACCCAUCUGACGGCUUACAUACUGUUACUCGAAUCUUCCAACUUGUCCAAUCUCAACAGAUAUCUUUUACUUGCAUGAAUCUUUGAUCUGAUAUUAUAAUUGAAGAAUUCUAACUCGAAAUGGUCUUUGAUUAAAUAAAUGGCUCAUUUUUACGAAGAUU
Messenger RNA from Caenorhabditis elegans, 370 nucleotides. It is a transcript of the gene C54C6.11, whose product is annotated as PALP domain-containing protein. The record is from RefSeq and is marked reviewed. Bases 30 to 296 code for a protein of 88 amino acids. The transcript is spliced from 3 exons. NCBI's taxonomy places the organism in Eukaryota, Metazoa, Nematoda, Chromadorea, Rhabditida, Rhabditidae.